This is a messenger RNA of Closterium sp. Yama58-4, 1044 nucleotides long. Lineage: Eukaryota; Viridiplantae; Streptophyta; Zygnematophyceae; Desmidiales; Closteriaceae. The record is from the annotation of a GenBank genome assembly.
GUGCGGGGGGCGGACAGCAACAACCUGGCCAUGACGCGCCAAUCACAGCGCGACAUCUGGCUGCACCAGAUGCUGCCGCCCCGCGCCUGCCAGGGUCGGCGCCUGCUGCUCGUGCCGUGGAGCACAGGCAUGUACCAUGGCGUGGGGUCGCAGGUGCAUCUGAUGGGCGCGUUCCUGGGGCUGGCCAUGCUCUACAACCGCACGCUCAUCCCCCUCGCCAACUCCUUUGACCGCGCCAACCACCCCCACUGUCAAGCGACAGGGCAGCAGGGCGCGUGGGAGUGUUUCUUCUUCCCCAUGGUGUCCCCUGACUGCGAGGUGGAGCUCAACCGCCUGCGCGCACAGGACGUUAUCGGGGACUGCGUCACGGGGGAGGAGCUGGGCUAUGAUAGGGCUGCGCAGUCGGAGCAACAGGCGGUGUGUCUGGACCCCACCACGGACGUGUUCAUGAGCUAUGAGGGCCGCGUGGCAUGGCUGUGGGGCGAUGCUUACCUGGCGGACGCUGACGUGGUGGAGCAUGGUGGCCAUGUGGCGCCCACCAGCGCCGACACCAAGAUGGUGAGACGGGGGCAGGUGGGGCAGGCGGUCACGAGCAGAAGUGCGGACCUAGCCAGAGAGCCGUACAUGCAGCGGCCGAUAGUGAGCAUGCAUGUGAGGCAGAGCGACAAGCUGUCAGAGAUGCGGGUGCUGUCGCUGCCCGCCCACAUGUUCCUCGCCUACCGCCUGCGCCACGCCAUGGUGGACCUGCGACACGUGUGGCUCAACACGGAGGCUCAGUCAGUGAUCAACGAGACGGCGCACUACCCCGACUGGCACUUCCUCUUCGCCACCAACGCCCGCCAGCCAUCGGACUCGGAGCGCAUCCGCGAGUACGACGCCGCCCAGUCCGUGGCUGCCAGCCUGGCGAGCUUGCUCAUCGCAGCGCAGUGCGACGUGUUCAUCGGGUCGCUGGGGUCCAACUGGAGUCGCCUCAUCAACGAGCUCAGAGCCACUGGUGGUCGGCUGUACAGCGGAUUUGUGGCCAUGAACCUGGGCGAGUGGUGA